AUGCUUGAUAUAGCCCCGCAAGUACAACUGGUCCGUCGGCUUGUCUGGUGCUUUACUGGGAUAUUCAUGGCUUGGUCCCUGGGUCAUGGGGUUUAUAUCGCAGUGAAUGGCUAUGACAUGGAUAAUGUUGUUGCAUGGUCCCGGGAUGUGCAGCAAUAUUGGCAGUUCUACGGAGGAAUGUGGAUGGACUAUGGUCGUCUACUUGAAUCGACCCCGUAUUGGCUGGGAAUAGUGAUACAGACAAUCCUGCAAUCCCUCAUAACCUUUGCACUGCACUGUGUGGAGCUUUUGUUCAAGAUUUCUCGCGAUGAGGCUUCGUGGCGUUGCCUCCAAUCCACUGGUUCCGAGAUUGAUCCGCCAAUUCUUUCCAGUAUUCAGUGGCAGACCAUAUUGAUGAUGACAUUCAAGGCAGUCGUCCAAUGGGUAUUUGGGUAUGCAUUUACAGCUGAUGAGACAUUCAACGUCGCGCUACUACCUGUGAUCGCACUCAUGACACUUUUUAUUUGCUUGCUGGCUGCCACCGAAUACAUGACAAAAAGGAGGCCCAGGGGUACACUCCCCGCGACAUACGGGAACUUUGACCGAGUUUUAGAGCUUGUGGAUGAAUGGGAUCAUAAAAGGUUAUUUUGGGGCGAAAAGGGAGAAUUGGGUGAUGGAACAAGACUUGCUGGUACAGCUGGACGACGACUGGCAGAUUUGAAGCCAAGAGCAGUCUACGGCUGCCUUGACACUCACAAAGCUAUCACUCCGCCAGAGUCCCCGCUAGACUAA
Molecule: messenger RNA, 771 nt
Organism: Penicillium waksmanii
Lineage: Eukaryota; Fungi; Ascomycota; Eurotiomycetes; Eurotiales; Aspergillaceae
Exons: 1
Coding region: 1-771 (256 amino acids)
Source: RefSeq, a predicted model, not a curated record